AUGGCCACCGGCGCUAUCAAACAGGACCUGAACAGGUCGGGCUGGGAGUCGACCGACUUCCCUUCCGUAUGCGAGCGCUGUCUUCCGGACAACCUCUUCGUACAGAUGCUGAAGGAAGACCACGGCGCCGAAUGCAAGAUCUGCACCCGCCCGUUCACUGUUUUCCGCUGGAAGGCGGACCGCACCGCCCGCCAGAAGCGGACGGUCAUCUGCCUGACCUGUGCACGCCUCAAGAACUGUUGUCAGUGCUGCAUGCUAGAUCUGUCCUUCGGCCUGCCUAUCGUCGUGAGAGAUGCGGCGCUGAAGAUGGUUGCGCCGGGCCCGGAAAGCGCUAUCAACCGUGAAUACUAUGCCCAGGAGCACGAAAAGGAGAUUGAGGAAGGGCGCGGAGCUGUCGAGGCGUAUGAGAAGACGGAUGAGAAGGCGAGGGAACUGUUGAGGCGGCUGGCAAACAGCGAGCCCUACUACAAGAAGCAGCGGAGAUUAGAAGAGAGCGAGACUACCGAGGGUGGCCAGAAAGCUCUCACAGCUCCCAGCGGAGAAGGAGGAGGACAUAUCCCAGGACCAAUACGGACGCGAGGGACACCAGGUUCUCGAGGGGCAGGACGAGGUCGCGGCGGAGGACGAGGUGGACGGUUUCCCAGCGCUGCUCAACUGCCGCCGAGUGAGGAAGAUAUUCGACCCCCUCAAGACCCCAACAUCACUUCGCUCUUCGUCACCGGUGUCGAGGACGAUCUACCUGAGCACGAAAUCCGCAAACACUUUACACAGUUCGGCACCCUACGAUCCGUUGUGUGCUCUCAUCGGGCGCACUGCGCUUUCCUAAACUACACAACGAGGCAAGGCGCGGAGGCAGCCGCGGAGGCGUGUCAAGGCAAAGCGGUGGUAAAAGGGUGCCCGUUGCGAGUGCAGUGGGGCAAGCCGAAGCCGCUGGAUACACUGGACCGGGAUGAGAGGAUGCAAUAUGCAAGAGCGGGCAGGACUGCUGCAGCGCCUGCAGCAAGGCAGCGGGGGUCUGGUGGUGCGAGAGGUACUUUAGCCGCUGCGCCGGAGGAGGAUCUCGACAGCUUGGCUGCUAUUGUGCCGCCGCCAGGUGGAGAUGACGUCCAGUACGCCAGUCUGGCAGGCAAUUGA
Mytilinidion resinicola is the source of this 1134-nucleotide messenger RNA. RefSeq lists its product as uncharacterized. Gene Ontology annotation, cellular component: Prp19 complex; U2-type catalytic step 2 spliceosome; U2-type catalytic step 1 spliceosome. Gene Ontology annotation, molecular function: pre-mRNA binding; U6 snRNA binding. The record is from RefSeq and is a predicted model, not a curated record. The transcript has a single exon. The coding region runs from base 1 to 1134 and encodes 377 amino acids. NCBI's taxonomy places the organism in Eukaryota, Fungi, Ascomycota, Dothideomycetes, Mytilinidiales, Mytilinidiaceae.